UGAUAUUUUGUGCAUCGGUCUUUUGAGUAAACGUUUUCGGGAAAUUAAGUUAUGAUGCUUUGUUUAAUAAACAGGUCAUUUAUUUCCGCAUUUCCAGUUUAGCUUUCUCGCAAAUUUUACUGACACCAGCAAGAACAGAGUCCUUUGGGUUUUCGUCAGUUCUGCUUUGUUCGGAAAUCUCGGAAAGAGCUGAGGCGUUUUAUGGGCUUGUUUCCUGCUUCGAAAUAGAUUCAAGGAAACGAUUUUCGGUGUUGUUACCCAGGUGAGUAAGAUUUAAUUGAAUACGUUUUAUUCUCGUUGAACUAAAAGAAAUAAUAUUUACAGGAAUACCUCUGGACGUUUUAAUGUUAUAGCUACAGGAACUGAAGAGCUAGCUUUGCAAGAUAAAUCGCUUUGACAAAGAGGAAAUUUUAAUGUGGAAGUCAAACAUUUGAAUUUGUUUAGCGAAAACUGUUCUUUCACUAAUAGUGAAUUACCCGAGGGUGAUAAGCCAUACAUGAGAGCUUAAGUAAACGCGGGGAAGAAGUCAAGCCUUUUUGUCUUUAUUUAAUGACCAUAUAUUAUGUCUCACAUUUAAGUGCAGCUUAAAACAUCAGGGUAUUCUUCAAAGACGUAAAAUAUAACUUCAGUAACUUGUAGAGCUUUUGAGAACUUGAAGUCGCUAUCUAGAACGCCAUUCGCAUUGAGCCGUGAAAGCACCUGCGGACGACAAAUCGAAAGCUGUCCUCCCCUUGAGUAAAAUAUGAUUUAUUUCGAAACAUUUCAGUGAAAGUAACAAUUGAUAGAAUUAAAAAGGAUAUUGUCCCCUUUUGAAUGCAACAAAAUUAGGGUUGUACAACAUGUGGAAAUUUCACAUGCUUUCUAUGCCUUUCUACAGGAAUCAUAUAAUUGGAAAGAAUCAUUUUGUUUCAUUCAUAAAAAGACACUGUAAUUACAUUUCUGUAGGUGAAAAUUGUACCACCUGAUAAAUAGAUAAAUGGCAGAAAGAUUGGUUUUAAUAUCGAUCAAUUUUGGCCUGUUUAUGACAAAAGUUUACCUCGGUUAGAAAUAAACAGAGUGUGUAUAUAUUGGGAAAAUGUUAUCGCUCUGAUAGAAAUGAGAACAUGCAAUAAGACCCUAAAAAAAAUGCUAAAAUAUGUUCUCCUUAAUAUUCAAAACGAUUGCAAGGUUCAGCUACGAACUUAACGAGCUGAGACAGUCUCUUUUUUGUCACAGAAAGGUAUUGAAAAAAUAAUGUAGUUAUAGCUUUUAAACAUGGACGAAAUCAUAGGUUGUGUGACUAUGAAUCCUCUUAAGGGAUGUUUUUUCGUGGUUCUUUAAGAUUUUCAGUAUUUGGCAAAGUGAAAUAUGAACACUGGAGCUUAAACGAGUGUGACGUUUGAUUGUUACAGUGACCUUGUUAUAUACGGUGAGUGAAGGAUCGAUGUGUUGUAAACAGAGUACAAAGGGUGGGAGAAUUGUAUAAGAAAAAGAACCAAGGAAGUUUCGUAUUGUUUGCAAUUUUUUUUUGUCGUGACACAAGGUUUCUUGGUAGGUUCUGCUCGCAACAAGGCCAAUGUUUUAAAUCCUUGUAAAGUUUCUUUUUUCUCUCUCUACUUCUCUUCAAAAUUACGAUUUCUCGUCCACGUCUUCUUUGCAAUCUGUUUAUUUGAUAUUAUAUUUGUAAAGUCUUCCGAAUUUUGCUUUUUUUAAAGAUAUAGUAAGGGGCUUUCUUGCGUUUGACAGUUUGAAAUGUUUGUAAAAGUGCCUAUAUAAGUCUUUUAAUCUGCUAACCAUCUUGGCACAUUUUUUUAUUCUCUUACCCGUUAGGAUUAGGAGGACUAGGAGGAUAGUAGCAGAAAAUGGAGAAAUCAUACAACACAAACCGAAUUUGUGCCAUCUGUGGAGAUCGUUCGUCUGGGUUUCAUUAUGGCGUACAAAGCUGCGAAGGAUGCAAGAGCUUCUUCAAACGUACAGUUCAGAAACAACUGCACUAUACCUGCGUGGAAAACAUGUCAUGUCAGAUCGACAAGAAUAAUCGGAUUCGAUGCCAGUUCUGCAGAUUUCAAAAAUGCCUGUCUUUAGGGAUGCUCAAGGAAGGUAAAAAUUUAAAAUUCGCCAGGUAAAAAUGCCGUAUGUCUUCUUCUAUUUCUGCCAGAGAUUUCUGCCUUCCUAAACAACUGUAAACUUACAUGAGACAGCAAGGGUACACCUCCGAUCACUAGGGCCCUGAGAUUGUUAACUAUUUUUCUGCUAGACCUCCGCUUUUACCCUACGUUCAAAACCCAGCAAAUUUCGAAAAUUAUACGGGUUCUAAUUCUUUACUCUUUAAUUCUAUUUAUGGCUUUAGGAAAAUGGUUGACGAAAAAAACCACAAAAGGAUGUCGAAAUAAUAAAUCAAUAGUUUUUAUUUUCUGUGUGGUCGACAGUUCCUAAUUUCUAACAGACGUAGAUGAAAAUUGACAACGGAGGCCAUUUCGUCUGUGACACAGAUCUACCUAUUUUUCGCGCAAGCUACUUGCCUCAUUCUCACGUCAAAACCAUCCCACACACACUCUUUGUCGCUUCGCAAGUAGCUGUUAUACAGUAUCACGUUCCCCUUUGCCCCAAGCAUGUAAGAUUACUAUUAGUAUGUCUUUUUAAAUCCAGUCUUAUGCGGUGUAAAACUGAUUGAAAAAUUCACAAAGAUACCUAACUUAUCACAAGAAGAUAGCCCUACAUGUGAUGAAUGCUGCAUUUCUGCGACCGUUUUAUAAGUCAGUCUGAAACAUCCGUGGGUUCGUCUCUUCACCUCUACCUUGGCCCUGUUUAUAUGGAGAAAAUUUGCCCCGAGUAGAAGGGUCACCCAUCCUACCAAAGCUACCCUGGGCGAGCCAAUGUUUCGUACAUUUUCUUAACUACAAAGCGCGGAGAAUAGUACCUACCCAGGUCAGCCUUUUGUGAUGGUAGGGUCUCCAGCUUAGCAGAGCCAAUUUUUCUCCAUACAAACCUUUUGGAUCUCCCAGCUGGGGUUAGCUUGGUCAGGGUUGAGAUAAUCAAAGCACACGCGAUUGCCGUUGGGUCGGGCAAAGGCAUUUUUUAUCUCACAUGAACGCUCGCUAAUUUUGACUCGGCUGGGAGGGUGACUCUUCUACCCUUGACAGGUUUGUUCCAUAUAAACGAGGCCUCAGACAAAGAUACUCCACCUGUAGCAAGCAGUCUUGCACUAACCUAAUCGCUUUUCAGCCGCCAAUUUAGUCUACAUUGCCGCUUUCGUCUUUCAGCUGUUCGAGAGGACAGAGCACCGGGUGGCAGACCACGUAUCAAGUCUUUAAUGGGAAUGAAAGAAAACGCGGACACAUUCGUCUCCUCAGAACUGAUCACGCAACUUAUCCAAGCCCGUCCUGACGCAGUGCCAAAGAGAAGGUAUAUUAAAGCUACAUUUCUUACUCGUAUUCAAUUGGAGUGAGGUGUUAUGGUCAUUAGGGAUUAGAAAUAGCUACAGGCUUCAGGUCUUAUAUCCUUGAACUAUAGAGCGGAACAGUAGCUGGUCCGAUCACCGGCUUGAUUUAUAAUUCAGGGAAGUCAUCAUUCUGUGCUCUCCUAAAUGGCCUCGUUUUAUCUGUCACACUGGCCUGCGUCCGAGGAGCAUUGAAGUAAGAAAACCUGAUUUUGUUAUUGCUGUUGUUAUAGUGGACAGUGCACCUUGCUUACCCUAAGCUAGCUUACAGGCAUUCCACUUAAAUAAUUAGAAAAAAUAACAGAACAUAAGAGGAUUAAAAACCCAAACUGGCAGGAGGCAACCAAGGCAGGCCUUUAACCCGGGACCGCCGGAUUACGAGUCCAACUCGCUGACCACUCCGCCCCGCUGCCUCCUUCAAGUCUGUGUCCAAACUGCAGCGUUGGUUAUGCUGAUUUAGGCUAAUGUGGGUACUUAUCAAAGUUACUCUCGUUUCCAUUCUCACCUCCAGCCCUGCGCAUCUUCUUCGUGAGAGUGGACCAUAAUUCCCGAAUAUUUCAUUCCUUUUUAAUCCUAAAGUUUUAAGGAUAUUGCAAAACAUUAACUUAGGAGACUUCACCUUACUUGAGAGAAUCAUGUUACCGACGGCACGUGUCAAUUACGUCAUGAAUACAAACCUCAUCGUAAACUCUGCCCUGCAGGCAGAAGGGAGAAAAAAGCGCGCGGUGGACGAUGGGAAGGAGAAGAGAAGGGAAGAGGCCUCCCGUUCGCUCUUGCUAUCUGAUCUUCCCCCCUCCCCCUCGCGCUCUUAACUAUUCUUAUUUUUUUAUUUGAAGUUUGGAAUACCGAAAGGAGCACCUACGGAGGAGAGAAUAUCAUAAAUUUAAUUGUUGUGAUGACUCUAAAAAACCACUAUACUGCAUUCAAUACAUUACUGUUACCCAAUUCAAUAGGUAUUGUAGUUUGCUCGCACUGAACAACGUUGUAACUCAGUGAAAUUCUCUUGUAAGUAGACCAGACUACAUGGACCUUGGGUUUGCUGACAUCUGUCCCAUGAACCCUGUGGAAAUUGUCAUGGAGUUAAUGCUACAGGAGGUCGACUUGAUGGUGGCUUGGGCCUACAAAGUCCCCGGAUUUAGAGAGCUGGAUCGUGAAGAUAGGGCUAACCUCUUUUCUUCAGGUAAAUGCACCAAACUGACAGGUUGUUUGUUUAUAAUUUAGUACAAUAUCUUUUGCAAAGAUAAUUCCGCACUUAACACGAAAUUGAAGAAUCUAAGCACUGCUCGAGUUAUGAGUCCCUAUUGAAAGCGUAAUAUUCCUGUGCUACGUUUUAAUAUAAUUUACACUGGAAACAUUUCGUCUACGUUUUGUUACUGUUAUAGGCCGGGACGGACAUCUACAUACAUUUUUGGCUUGCGCUAGAGGAGAUUUUUCCGCACUCACGACGAAUCCGGAACAUUUUGAGACCGUAUUAAAAAACUUUUGCCUUUCACAGGCAGUAAUGAGUAAAUCCGUAAUAAAAACGUCCUGGUUUGGUCGUGUGUCCGGAGAUCACGAAAUCUGAAACUUUAUAGUGGAUACUUCAAAGCCAAAUGAAUGUUCUCGGAUUUACUGAUGUGUCUAAAAGCUUGCGAAUCUGAAUAUCAUAUUUGUAAUAAAUCCGAAAUCAUUUAUGAUUCCAGAAAAAUCUCCUCUGGAGGCUGGUACAUUAUCAUUCUCAACAAAGAACUAACACAAAAAUCGAACCAAGUGUACAUGAUCGUUUUCUCUCGAUUCUUUUUCAUAUUAUCUGAGUCAUGUACUAAUUAUAUAAACUAUCUAAUUGAUCCAGCUUUACUAGAGUUACUGGUCCUUCGAGUAUGCCAGCGGUCCAGUCCACAUCAGGGCUCCGUCAUGGUGGCUAAAGAUGUACUUCUGAAUCCGGAACAUUCAUUCAAUAUGGUACUGGAGCAAUGGUCCUCACAGAUGGCAGGUUUUGCCUAUAAGAUGCAAAGCUUGCAACUUGACAUGGCAGAAUUUGCUUGUGUCAACGCUAUCAUGCUAUUUGAGCAAGGUGAUUAUUUUUUGGAUCUUGAUGCUGAAUGGCCUGAAUUUCAGACGAUUAGUUCGAUUCGUUUUAACCCCCCUAGAUUCUGAUUUCUUAAGUGUGUUUUAGUGGGAAUUUUUACGCGAUGUUCAUAGAGGUCGAUUUAUUCAGGGGUCGCUUUUGUGUCUAGGGGCAUGCGCGCUGUCAUAUUCAGUCUCGGCGUCGAGGGCGAUGAGGGAAUGACGUAUCAAAAGAUUACAGUUCCACGAGAGGCAAGAUUAGAACUGCGCCUAGCUAUCGGACACAAUAAUUAAAAAAUACUUUCAUUCACAACUUGUUGUUCUUAUGUUUUAUAGCAAAGAUCAGGUCUGCCUUCAUUCAAGCAAGUAACGGUAUAAUUAUUUUCUUUUUCAUAAUUUCAUUUGGAUUCUUUAUAUUUUGCUUGUCCAUUUUUCUCAUAGAGACGAGCUCGGGAUUGAAAAACAGAGAAAUGGUCGACUUCAUUCUAAACCGUUCCAUUGAUGCACUGCGGGACUAUGUGAGCUGUUCCUAUCCAGACAAGCCCAGUCGGUUCGCCCACAUCUUGCUCAGACUUCCGUCGCUAAGAAACGUGUGCUCCAAAAUUGCGGAUGAAUGUUUGUUUGCCCGCUCUUUUCUCAGUAUGGCUGUUCCCCAGGCUUUGUCGUUGAUAAUGGAAAUGAAAAUGUAG
Molecule: messenger RNA, 6153 nt
Organism: Porites evermanni
Lineage: Eukaryota; Metazoa; Cnidaria; Anthozoa; Scleractinia; Poritidae
Source: the annotation of a GenBank genome assembly